Molecule: messenger RNA, 363 nt
Organism: Naegleria fowleri
Lineage: Eukaryota; Heterolobosea; Eutetramitea; Acrasida; Naegleriidae
Exons: 1
Coding region: 1-363 (120 amino acids)
Source: RefSeq, a predicted model, not a curated record
AUGUUAAGAUCCUCUUCCAAAUACACUCCAAGUGAUAGUGAAGUCUAUCGAUUACAAAAACAAAGUAUGAUGAAAUUAACAAUUGGAGUGUUCAUUAUGAGUUUAGGAGCAGUGAUGGAAGUAGUUGGAAUUGUGACUAAUUAUUUGGAAUUACCUAAUUUUGUGGUGUAUCCUUUAGCGAAGGGAGUUCCAUAUGUGACUUUCAUGAUUUGUAUUUCCUUAAUUUUUUGGCCUUACCGUUUACCUAUUUUGAGUCAUCCCAUUCAAUUUGUGACACAAGAGUUGAGAUUUUCACCCAAAUCCAAAGAAUCCACACAAAAGAAGGACCAUGUGGGAUCACAGGUUGAACUAGAGAUGAAAUGA